AUGAAGGGCGUGGUCGACUCUGGUGCCACGGCCUCGUAUUUUAUCUGCCCAGCUGACUAUAGCCUCGCCUUCGCAGUCGAUACUACUGACUCACCUCUUCGGGUAUCUCUGGCCGAUGGCAGCGUACUUAUGGUUUCCGAGUUGUUGGACCUGCAGUUCGAGAUCCGCGAUGUUUCGAGCACCGAUUGGUUCUGCCCAACGAAGCACGGUUUCCGCUUCGUAAGGCUAGCUUCCUCGUGCAAUGAUGCCGUACCAUAUUGUCUGAUCGGAAGGGAUCUGAUCAGCCAGCUUGGCAUCACUUUCUAUGGUGUGGACACUGCGUGGAUCGCCAACCGGUUGGUUUAUUCUUCUACGUCGGAUAAGGUGGACUUGAUCGUUGAUGUAUCUCCCUACGAGACGCUUUACCACGUCUGCGAUGAUUCCCCUAUUGAUCCGUCACGGUUUUCCGUUCUGGCUCCUGCACCAUGCCCCAACUCUGCCCUCUCAGUUUGCCUGCCGGAUACUGUGAAAUCUGAGCUGCAUGUUCUACUCGAUAAGCUUGUCGAGGAGGGGUGGUAUAUCAGUCCGUGGUCUUCAGCUUACAAAACCAGAUUCCGAAGGCUCGUUGAGGGCGAGUUCCGCGACGUUGACUGCCAACGAUACACUGCUCAGCUAGCCUUACCUUUACCACAAGUCCCUCGUUGCAAGCCCGCCGACUAUGCUCACGCUAUGUAUCGGCGACUACCCACCGAAUUACGGAAGGCCUAUACUUCCGCUGUCAGUGAGUACCUCCGGCAAAACUUCUGGCAACGGCCACACGCGGCCCUCUUACAGUCGCCGUCGUUCCAGUCUCAACCAUUCGCUUCGGUUUUCCUGGUCAAUCCCAAGAAACCUAGAUUGGUGCUGGAUCUACGGUCUCUAAAUUCGGCUCUACCAGCCUGUACUGUAAAGGUGGCUGCUCUAUGGCAAGUCCUGUGUAGCUUGCGAUUGAUAUCGCCUGAAUGCAUAGGGGCUAGUGAUGUACGGGCCGCAUUUUAUGCAGUGCGCCUCUGUGAUGAUGACGACGCCUUCCUGAAGUUUCUGAAGGUUCGUACUGGUAUUGGUGAUUAUGUCGUGAGCAGAGUUGGUUUCGGGGUGUCGCCGGGUCCUUUGGCUCUCGUUGAUACUUUGGGCCGAGCAGUCAGACGCUAUCGUGCAUCGGAGACCUCAAAAACAGGUUACAUCGUCGAUUAUCUGGAUGAUGUGCACUGCUUUGGCCUUUCUGUGCCCGUGGUUGCUAACCUGGCUCGGUUGAUCUAUCUUCUGUCAUGUGCUGCCUUCUGUAGUCAGCUAAAGAAGCUCGGUAUCGCAGCCAUCAUGGAGCAGAGACGGGUUGUCAACCAGAAACUUCAGGAGUAUGCUAUCGACAUAGUGGCAUCUGAUAGUGUCUCGGUGUUUGGCCUGAAUUUCUACUAUGCGUCAGCAUCAACUCUCCACGACGGAAACCUACUGGCAGUGGACUGCCAACGCACCGCCCGGCUGGCCAAGGCAUCAACAUUCUUCGACAUCGAACCCAUGGUGUGCGAUUCACAUUCGAAGAAAGCCUUCUAUUGUGUCGCCGGACUUCUGUCGUUUGAUCCUUGCCGGAUGCAUAGUUGCUGCCGCCUUCUAGCUGACGUAUUGCGGGCAUGCAUCGGUCGAUGGUUCUCCUCAACAUCAUGGGACGAGUGUUGUCACCUGUCGACCCUUGAUGAGGACGAUCGCCUUACUUACGUCGAGCUUGUCCGUUGGGGCCGUUUGCUUUGUGAAGAAGAGCGAGGACCUUGUCGACACACUACCAGCGUUAUGCCCCCGACGUCAGGUGAUACAGUGCCAUCUGUCACUCUGAAUGUCUCUAGCGACGCUUCUCUCUAUGGCGGUGGUGUCGUGAUCUGCCGGCAGUUACCUGAUGGCGGUGAUGAGACAGUCCUGGUCGACGCUCUACGUUUUAGUCCACGGCAGACCUUCUACAGCUCGAAUAGGAGAGAGCUUCUGGUGUGUCUGCAGGCGCUCCGGGCGUUAUCUUCGCUAUUGGACUUUGUAAGGUCGGCAGCGACUGCUCAAGACCGUGGUCUACGGCUCAAAGUCAACUUUGUGUCUGAUAACUCCUCAUCGGUUUCCUGGAUUGGUAACCCCGAGGCGGUCCUCCGCCUCCAGUCGUCCAAGGCCUUGGAGAAGAGAGCUGUCGCCCGACUCGUCGACGCUAUUAGCCUCGAGCUUGAUGCUAUCUGCAAG
Perkinsus marinus ATCC 50983 is the source of this 2232-nucleotide messenger RNA. RefSeq lists its product as hypothetical. The annotation marks the transcript as partial. The transcript has a single exon. The record is from RefSeq and is a predicted model, not a curated record. NCBI's taxonomy places the organism in Eukaryota, Perkinsozoa, Perkinsida, Perkinsidae.